GCCUCGACACUCCUUCCCAGAGCUCCCGGGGAGAGCAGCAGGUCCCGAGCACUCCCACCUCCCGCUGACUAGUCGCUGACAUGACGGAGAGACGAGUCCCCUUCACCUUUCAGAGAAGCCCCAGCUGGGACCCGUUCAGGGACUGGUACCCGGCCAGCAGCCGCCUCUUCGACCAGUCCUUCGGGCUGCCCCGCCUGCCGGAGGACUGGUACCAGUGGCCCAGCCACACCAGCUGGCCGGGCUACGUGCGCCUGCUGCCCAGCCCCGUGGCUGAGCAGGUCCCGGCGGCCGCCGCCGCCGCCGCGCCCCUGGUCCCCCCGCCUCCCGCCCAGGCCUACAGCCGGGCGCUCAGCAGGCAGCUGAGCCGGGGCAUCUCGGAGAUCCAGCACACCGCCGACCGCUGGCGGGUCACCCUCGACGUCAACCACUUCGCCCCCGAGGAGCUGACCGUGAAGACCAAGGAUGGGGUGGUAGAGAUCACGGGCAAACAUGAAGAGAGACAAGAUGAGCACGGCUUCAUCUCCAGAUGUUUUACUAGGAAAUAUACCCUGCCCCCCGGUGUAGACGCCACUUCAGUUGUGUCUUCUCUGUCCCCCGAUGGGACGCUGUCCGUGGAAGCCCCUCUGCCCAAGCCUGCCAUCCAAUCUGCAGAAGUCACUAUUCCAGUUACCUUUGAAACCCGUGCUGAGAUUGGAGGUGCUGAUGCAAAAAAGUCAGAAGGAGCAGCUUGCAAAUAGAGACCCCCACGCCCUGAGCCAUCCGCCUGGGGAGCCCUUGCUCUCUCCUAGGCUGAUCCCUUGAAGCGUAUCUAUCAGUCUGCUUUCUCUCUAUCUUCCCCCCCCCCCCAUCCUUCCCUUGCUAUUUUAUACUGGAACAUUUACUGUGUUUCCUAAAUAAAGCUGGAAAAAAUACUUUGAUGAUUAAA
This is a messenger RNA of Antechinus flavipes (yellow-footed antechinus), 925 nucleotides long. It is a transcript of the gene HSPB1, whose product is annotated as heat shock protein family B (small) member 1. Gene Ontology annotation, molecular function: protein folding chaperone. Bases 81 to 737 code for a protein of 218 amino acids. NCBI's taxonomy places the organism in Eukaryota, Metazoa, Chordata, Mammalia, Dasyuromorphia, Dasyuridae. The record is from RefSeq and is a predicted model, not a curated record. The transcript is spliced from 3 exons. Gene Ontology annotation, biological process: response to heat; protein refolding.